Messenger RNA from Ixodes scapularis (black-legged tick), 953 nucleotides. Its product is annotated as sulfotransferase ssu-1-like. NCBI's taxonomy places the organism in Eukaryota, Metazoa, Arthropoda, Arachnida, Ixodida, Ixodidae. Gene Ontology annotation, biological process: sulfation. Gene Ontology annotation, molecular function: sulfotransferase activity. Bases 6 to 953 code for a protein of 315 amino acids. The record is from RefSeq and is a predicted model, not a curated record. Gene Ontology annotation, cellular component: cytoplasm. The transcript has a single exon.
AUAGAAUGGAGAACGCUUGCGCACGCCCGCUGUAUCUGGACUUCGAUGGUUAUCGUCUGUCUGCGGCGUUCAACGGUACACUCCUCAAGUCAGCUUUAGACUACGUGCCGACACCGGAAGACGUAUUCGUGGUGACAUUCCCGAAAUGCGGAACGACGUGGGUGCAGCACAUUGCCUAUCUCAUCUUCAACGGAGGCGAGAGGCCUAGAAAUGGCCUCGAUUUCCUGAAAAAGAGUCCUUUCAUCGAAAUGCUUGGCGCCGACGCGGUCCGCGCAAUGAAACGGCCGGGAAUUAUAAAGUCCCACCUGCCUUUUUCAAUGGUGCCUUACUCAAAUGAAGCAAAGUACAUCUACGUCAGUCGCAACCCUAAGGACUGUUGCGCUUCGUUCUUCUACCACACGAAAACAUUUUCUGGUUACGAGUUCACGAACGGCACGUUCGAGGUAUUCUUUGGUCUCUUCUGCAAAGGUGAAACUGACUUUGGCAGCUACUUCGAUCACCUGCUAUCCUGGUACGAGCAUCACGAUGACCCAAACGUCCUCUUCAUGCACUAUGAAGACAUGAAGUGUAACCCUCGCAGGCAUAUCCUGAAGAUAGCGAAAUUUCUGGGAGAGAAAUACCAGAAGAAAAUGCUCGAAGACCCAGUGUACCUCGAGAAGGUUCUCAAGGAUAGCGACGUGUCUGCAAUGAAGGAGUACACGAACCGCGGGAUAGCUGAUUUCUUUUGCCGUCCCCUCAGCACGGCUGGUGAGGAGGUUCCGGAAGGCUUGAAGCGGUGGCACAGGGUCAGUCAGGAUGUUCCGUUGGGUGCUCAGCUCGUGCGCAAAGGUGUCGUUGGAGACUACAAAAACCUGUUCACACCGGAGAUGAACGAUUCGCUGGAUCAGAUAAUCUUGGACAAGUUUCAAGGAACUGAGUUUCUCGACGUCUGGAGGAAAUAUGGCGUCUUUUGA